UAAAUCAGUUCAGCUUGCGCCACACAAGCUAACAAUUGUUUUUUAAGUUGAAAAAUAAUUACAAUAUUAAUGGAUUAUAGUGACUUAUUAAAAUGAAUUUAAUUUUUCGUUUCUUUAUUUUAUUAUUAGGAAUUACUAUCUGUCAAGGUGGCUACGGCGCACACUACGACGGACAAGAUGCUCAAUCGGAUGUACGCGCGUCGCCACAUGCUCCAGCAUAUAUUAAUAAUAUGAGAUUUGGACCAACCGGCUACCCGAGAAGAUAUACAGGCACCAAAACUGGAUACGGUGGCACAAAAACAGGAUAUGCUGGCACGAAAACGGGAUAUACGGGAACAAAAACCGGAUAUGCCGGCAAAAAGACAGGCUACGCUGGCACUAAAACUGGAUACGGUGGCACUAAGUCUGGUUAUGCUGAAACAAGAUCUUGGCAUUCUUCUGGCUCCGCGCCGACCUACAAUGAGUUCUAUGGACGGGCCAACGAGCCUUACAGCGCAAAAUGUCAGGUGGAAUGCAAAAAUAAUGGGAUCUGCGUGGACACCAACACUUGUCAAUGUCCACCGGGUUUUCACGGACAGUACUGUGAGUUCGAGAAGAAACCGUGUCUGGUGUUUCCACCCCUGCCCAUGAAUUCACAGAGGAAAUGCUCACAGGAUUACUGCACAAUUACUUGCGCGGAAGGCCAUAGGUUCAUAGAUGGGACGACGGUAGCAAAUAUGCAAUGCAUGAAUGGUCAGUGGCAGCCCACUCGUGCUGACCUUUCAUCAAUACCUGACUGUCAGCCAGAAUGUGAUCCUCCGUGCUUGAAUGGAGGUGUUUGUUUGUCCGUCAAUACGUGUCAAUGUCCCGCAGACUACAGAGGUCCUCAAUGCCAAUAUGCUGCCAGUGCUUGUGACGUUCGUAAACUGGCAUUCAACGGCGGCUACAACUGCUUCGGUGACAGCGAGAAGUUUUCCUGCAAACUGAGCUGCCCGUCAGGAGCAUCUCUCAGUUCUUCUAACACUGAUGAGUAUACCUGUCUCUACUCUACUGGCGUGUUUGAACCCCAACCGAUACCUCAUUGCGUUUUUGGUGAUGUCAUCGUUAUCACUCCAUCAAACUACAAGAGCACCCUCCCUCCUUAUGCGCUACACUCGUCAAACCACACCGACAUCAGUCAGUCGGAGCAUUCAACAGAAGCUAACAAGUAUGGCAUAAAGAAGCCGGUUACCAUUGUUGUACAAGAUUUUACUCCAAAGAGUGGCACUUGUAUAACCUGGGCAGGUGUUCACUAUAAGACCUUCGAUGGAAAGAUAUAUAGCUUCCAAUCUCCUUGCCAACAUGUGUUACUGCGUGACUCCGUAGAACAUAAGUUUACAGUCGCCGUGAGACACCCUGAAUGCGAACACGGCGACUGUUCGUCUGAACUUACUGUCUACUUGCAAGAAAAGAUGUACACGUUCGCUGUCUCUGAUGACGGAUCCGUCUUGUUUCGCACCAGCAAACGUUUGAUGCCGAUCCCGGCAGCGCUGCCCGGUAUCCGCGUGUCUAUGCCUUCUGAUCAACUCAUUAUCAACCUGGACCUCGGACUUACUCUCAAAUGGGACACUAAAAACUCGGUGGUGGCCGAAGCUUCAGUUUUGCUAUGGAACAUAACCGAAGGUCUGUGUGGAACGCUGGACGGGAAUCCGGAAAACGAUUUGACCACAAAAGAGAAAACUAUAGCAUUGACUAAAUCUGUUAUGAUAGCUUCUUGGGAACUCAACAAAAUUGGAGACACUUGCGACAGCAGUCCAACUGAGACCAGCCAGUGUUUUUCUAAAACAGACGCGGACAUGAAGAGCGCUCUACAGUUCUGUACCAAAAUAUUCACCAAGGAUAAGUUCAGAAAGUGUUCUAAGGCAAUGGACGUUUCACAAUUAUUGGAAGCUUGUCAAUGGGAUUACUGCGCAUGUCUCACUAGCCUUACUCCGGAAGAGUGUGCGUGUCGUACAGUGUCAGUAUACGCCAAAGAGUGUUUGCGACACGGCGUCGAGGAAAUGCGCUCCUGGAGGGACUCCGACACAUGCCCGAUGAGGUGCCCCGAAGGGAAAGUCUACAAGUCCUGCGGUCCGGAAGUCCAGGCCAGCUGUGCAUUCCCUACGGCGAGCAACUCGUCUUGUGUGGAGGGCUGUUUCUGUCCGGAGGGUGAGCUACUGGAGGGCGGGCGAUGCGUGCAAAAAUCUGAGUGUCCCUGUAGAGUGCGCAACCAGAGUUUCCCCCCUGGAACUGUUAUGCCCAAGAAAUGUAAUACCUGUACUUGCGAGGCGGGCCAGUGGACUUGCACGUCGGCAGCGUGCGGAGCUCGGUGUGGUGCCGUGGGAGACCCUCAUUACACCACCUUCGAUGGACUGAGAUAUGAUUUCAUGGGCCACUGCACGUACACCAUGCUCAAAACGGACAACCUCACCAUUGACGUCGAAAAUGUAGCCUGCUCGGGCGCCAUCACCGAGGCCAUGAACCUCGCUCCUUACAAGGGAGACGGCAAGCCAUCCUGUACGAAAGCCGUCAACUUAAUGUACAACGGCGCCACCAUACACCUCAAGCAGGGCGGAUUCAUUCUCGUCAACGGCAAGGAAGUCGACUCCUUACCGGUCAGCGUUGGCGAUAUUAGGAUACGAGCUGCCUCAUCUCUGUUCCUCAUCGUUCAACUACCUAUCAAAGUUGAUCUCUGGUGGGACGGCAAUACUCGAGUGUUCGUGGACGUACCACCGUCCUUCAAAGACAAUACUAAGGGUCUAUGUGGAACAUUCAAUUUGAAUCAAAAAGAUGACUUCCUGACUCCCGAGGGAGACGUUGAGCAGACAGCUCUGGCCUUCGCAAACAAGUGGAAGACCAGGGAGUUUUGUGACGACGUCUCCACUAAGGAGCCGGAGCACCCGUGCAAGGCCAACAUGCAGAACAAGGACACCGCCGAGACCUAUUGUAGCAAAUUGAAGAGUAAAAUAUUUGAAUCUUGUCACUGGUACGUGGACGUGCAGCCUUACUACGAAGACUGUUUGUACGACAUGUGCGCGUGCGCCGGGGACGUGUCGCGCUGCCUGUGCCCCAUCAUCGGGGACUACGCUGACGCGUGCGCUCGCAGUGCGGUCAUGGUGCAAUGGAGAUACCACGUCAAGGAGUGCGAGUUGCAAUGUACGGGAGGUCAGGAGUACACCGUGUGUGGUGACAGUUGUCUGAGGACGUGCGCGGACGUGUCUCUCGGGGCCGCGGACUGCAGGCCGCGGUGCGUGGAGGGGUGCGCCUGCCCAGUGGGACAGGUGUUGGACAACAACAACGUGUGUGUACCGGUUGGACUGUGUCCGUGCUACCAUAAUGGAAUGGAAUUUAAACCCGGUUAUAAAGAAGUGAGAGCUGGAAAGAGGGAGAGAGAGCUUUGUACAUGUGUGGGUGCUCGCUGGUCGUGUGUCCCGGCCACGUCGGAGGACAUCGUUAACUACCCCCCGGCCGAGGACCUGCGCUCCGCAUGCAGCGCCUCUGACCAUAAGGAGUUCACCACCUGCGAGAUCGCUGAACCCCUCACCUGCAAGAACAUGCACCUGCCGCCGACGGUGACCUCGCAAGAGUGUCGUCCAGGGUGCCAGUGUAAGAAGGGCUAUGUGAUGGACGCGGCUAGUAAGAAGUGCGUUCUACCCUCUGAAUGUCCCUGUCACCACGGCGGUAGAAGCUAUCAAGAUGGAGAUACCAUGCAGGAGGGAUGUAACACGUGCUCUUGUAAUGGUGGUAAGUGGUCGUGCACGUCUCGUCCGUGUGCUGGCGUGUGCAGCGCCUGGGGUGACUCACACUUCACCACCUUCGACGGACAGCACUAUGACUUCGAAGGAGUUUGUACUUACCUCUUCGCCAAAGGAACUGUCGACGGGAAGGAUGGAUUCAGCGUUGAGAUACAGAACGAGCCUUGCGGAACAACAGGCGCAACCUGCUCAAAAUCCGUCACACUUCGAGUGGGUAAUGGCGGAGCUGAUGAUGAAACCGUAGCUCUCACUAAGAGCGCUCAACUACCUGAUACAUCCAAAUUGAAACGUAUUAAGCUGCGGCUGGCGGGAGCAUACGUGUUCCUGGACGUCCCCUCCCUUGGCGCCAGUCUUCAAUGGGAUCGAGGACUGCGGGUCUACGUGAAACUGGACACGAUGUGGCAGAAUAGGGUCAAGGGACUCUGCGGUAAUUUCAAUUCGGACAUGCGGGACGACUUCCAGACGCCGUCUGGUGGAGGUUUCUCGGAGACCUCGUCUCUCAUCUUCGCCGACUCCUGGAAACUAAAACCCAACUGUCCCAAGCCGCAAGAAGUUACAGAUCACUGUAAGGAGCGACCUCACAGACAAGCCUGGGCAUCUAGUAUGUGCGGUGUGUUGAAACAAUUCCCGUUCACUCUGUGCCACUCGGAGCUACCGGCCGGGGAGCACGUGGCUCGCUGCGAGUCAGACGCCUGCGCGUGCGACUCCGGCGCCGACUGCGACUGCGCGUGCGCAGCGAUCGCGGCUUAUGCAGCAGCGUGCGCAGCUAGAGGAGUUACCUUCAAAUGGCGUACUCAGGAACUCUGUCCGAUGCAAUGCGAUGAAGAGUGCUCCAACUAUAACGAGUGCAUGUCACCGUGUCCGCCAGAGACCUGCGAAAACACGCUCGAAUACGAUAAGAUAAAGGCGGCUUGUGAGAACGAAACUUGCGUCGAAGGUUGCAAACUAAACGAAAACAAAACCUGCCCCGAUGGUACAAUAUACUCGAACAGUUCUCUGAAGGAGUGCGUACCUCGAGCAAAGUGCAAACCAGUUUGCAUGACCCUUCCGGACGGUAAAGAGGUGCUGGAGGGGGAGGUCAUGGAAGAGGAUGCGUGUCACACUUGUAGAUGUUCAAAGAAUGAGAAAAUUUGCACUGGACAACCAUGUGCCACCGACGAGCCAGUACCCACGGGUCCUCCAGAGACGACACCUUACGACCAGCCCCUUACCUGUAAGACGGGUUGGACCGAGUGGAUCAGCAGAGCAGUGCCCGAAAUCACCGCCAGUGGAGCCUCCGUCGAUAACGAACCCCUGCCGGAAGUCAACGAACUUACCAUCGGCUCUCCGAUGUGCAAGAAAGAGAUGAUGACUAAAAUCGAAUGUCGUACCGUCGGCGACCACCGCAGUCCCAAAGAAACGGGGCUUAAUGUAGAAUGUAGUCUGGAGAAAGGCUUGAUAUGUUCUGAACCUGAGAAAAAUUGCUCCGACUUCGAGAUACGAGUUUACUGUGAAUGCGAGGAAAAGCCAUUCCAGUGUUUGGACUCGUCGCACCCAAGUUACCCUCACCCGACGGAAUGCUCUCAGUUCUACGAGUGUACUCCGGAGCCCGGGGCUCCUGGGACCUUGCACGCCGUCCUCAAGAACUGUGGGGAGGGCCUCGUGUACAACCCCACCAUCAUGGUGUGCGACUGGCCAGCAUCUGUCGCGCUAGUAAGGCCUGAGUGCGCCAAUAUUACCACUACCGUUACCACUCCCACGACUACUGUCGGCACGACCGCCGCGUUUGUCACAGAGUCUUCCACGUCUCCUUCUACUUCGACUGUGAUUCCUUUAGAUGUCACAACAGCAGUGUGUCCUCCUCAUCAAGUUUACAAGGAGUGCGCGUUCCCGUGUGACAAACUGUGCGACCACUUCAAGCAUACCCUGCAAGCCGAAGGACAGUGCUUGAACGGAGAGAAAUGCGUCGCUGGCUGUGUGGAUGUGCCGGUGUCGAUGGUGGAGUGCGGGUUCGGAUCCAUGUGGCGUGAUCGAAGUACAUGCGUUCCCAUCAAAGACUGCACCUGCGAUGACGACGGAUACGUUAUUAAGCCCGGCGGAGUGGUUGUAGAGGGUUGUCGAAAAUGUCAAUGCCUGGACAACGUAUUGCAUUGCGAUUCUUCAGAGUGUGUUUCUAUCAUAGAGGGAUCCACGCACGCUCCCAUGAUCAGCACUACUCCAUUGCCUACUACUGUAACCACACCGAGUACCACUACCACUACUUUAACUACUCCCAUGUCCGUGGCAACUUCCGGUUCCACUGCAGCUCCCACAACUGUUUCUCCCUCCACUUCCACUACUCCAUUGAUUAUACAAACAACGGUAUCUCCACCUCCUGAAUGCAGUCCGGAUAGGUACAUCAAUCUGUUGUGGUCUGAUGAGCCGCUGCCGCCCACCUCGUUCAGCGCCAGCUCCUCCGCCAACAAUCUCUUCCAGCCGCAGUUUGCGGUUCUUAACGGACAUCCACUGGAUGUGUCUGCUGGUAGUUGGAAUCCGGCCCACAUGGACAAAAACCAGUACAUCCAAGUGGAACUGCCCCAGAAGGAGCCAGUCUACGGUAUAUUAAUGCAAGGCAGUCCCUUGUUCGAUCAAUAUGUCACCAGCUACGACGUUAUGUACGGAGAUGAUGGAAAUGUCUUCUCACCUGUGAAUGGGCCCGACGGACAGCCGAAGGUUUUCCGUGGACCGGUAGAUAACAACACUCCUCUUAAACAAAUGAUCGAACCGCCGAUAGAAGCGAAGUUUGUACGCAUCCGACCACUCACUUGGCACGAGGAGAUUGCGGUGCGCUUCGAGCUUAUCGGUUGCCAGGAAGUCACUUCUACGACUAGUACUUCAACAACAACAACGACAUCUACCACAACCACUUCUACAACAGCCUCUCCCACAACAGUAAUGGAAACAACAUCGGUUCCGAUUACUACGCUGGAGCCCCUACAGUGUACGGAACCGCUGGGAAUCGGUGCAAACCUGCCGAUAGAUAUGAUAGAAGUAAGCUCCAAUAACGACGCGCGGCCGCUCCUCAAACUGAACUCUGAGCGAGGGUGGACUCCGCUAUACAGCACUCCCGGGGAAUGGAUCAUGUUUAACUUCACCUCGCCUCGUAAUAUAACCGGGAUCAAGACGAAAGGCGGUGCCAACGGCUGGGUAAGCGGGUACCACGUCAUGUAUACAUCAGACUUCUCGACAUUCAAUCCCGUCAUAGACGCCAGCGGCGAACCCAAGCUGUUCCCGGGCAACUUCGACGAUGACACAGAAGUCCUUAACGAGAUAAGGCCUCCACUCCACGCGCAGUACCUGAAGGUGUUACCGAUUCGAUGGUACAAUAAUAUAGAGAUGAGGGUCGAACCAAUCGGAUGCUUUGAGCCGUAUCCCACUCCUGAGCCUCCCCGCGACGAGCGCGUGCCCGUCCCCUGUCCUCUGUGCCCCGGCGUGCCCACCGCGGCCUGUUCUUGUCCCAACAACACUUACUACGACGGAGAGAACUGUGUAUCCCGGGACCAGUGUCCGUGUCUUGUUGGAUUUAUAACGUACCCGGUUGGUGCUACUUAUCGCGGAGACGCUUGCUCGCAGUGCGUGUGUAAACUGGGAGGAGUUCCCUCUUGCAGCCCCGCCGCUGACUGCCGCUGUGAAGAGGAUCUGGUGCCUACCUUAACGGAAUCCUGCAAGUGUCUCUGCGAGCCGUGUGCUAACGGCACUAAGAUCUGUCCGACGAGCAAGCUGUGUCUUCCGCUAGAGAAAUGGUGCGAUGGACUCCAGGACUGUCCGGACGACGAACGUGACUGUACCACCCUAGCGCCAGUAACCGAGACCGUUGUCACCACGGUGGUGUCAACAGUAGCCCAUAAACCGCGCACCACUGAAAUUACCACUAUAGCUCCAACUACUACCACCGAAAAACCCAUGGAAUGUCCAAAAGUGGAAUGUCCGCCGGGUUAUUUUGUCAAACAAAUCUCGACUCAACCCACCUACUCAUGGUCUUCAACGUCCGAUCUGCCACCACCGAGACCCAGGUACUCCUACCAGAGAUACUACAAGGGAGGCUUCUCUAAAGGUGGAAGACGUGGAUACGCUAAGGGAGGUUUCUCUAAGACUGCAUACUCCAAAGGUGGAUUUUCAAAAGGAGGCUUUAGUGGUCCACGAUCACCGCAACAGAACGAAGCCUUCACACUGGACAAGCCGGCCCUGAGUAGCGCCAGCCAGAGUAAGCAGCAAUGUGUACAGUUCAAGUGCGUGCCGGCGCUCCCGCCUCCCCCCCGCCCGGGCUCCACACCUGCACCUGUGGUGUGCUCCGCCCCCACAUGCCCGAAGAACUACGCACUCAAGCUAGAACACGUACCACUGGAGACCAACCAGUGUCCACAAUACGUAUGCGUGCCUCCUCCGGAACGUCCGGUGUUCUGUAACGUGACCGGCCGCACGUUCACAACUUUCGAUGGCUCCGAAUACAAAUAUGACGUUUGCUUCCACAUUCUCGCGAGGGAAAAUCGUUUGGGCGCUUGGACAGUUCUCGUUCGCAAGAAGUGCCGAGUAGAAGGAUGCGCUAACGAACUUUUCGUCUGGCAAGAUGACCAGAUCAUCCUGGUCAAGCCGAACCUCAUGAUUGAGUACGACAACUACGAGUACACCGUAGAACAGACUAGCAAGAUCUGUUUCCAGAAGAACAGCUUCGACGUUAAUCGUCUCGGGAGUGGAAUAUCGAUUAAGUCCAGGAAAUACAACUUCACGGUGCAGUACAGUUCAGAUGGAGAUGUUAAGAUCGGGGUGUCCAAGAAGUACAUGGGUCAGGUGGACGGUCUUUGCGGAUUGUUUGACGGUGAUUCGUCCAACGACCGGUCGCUGCCGGACGGUCGCCUCGCGGCCGGGGUCGAGGCUUUCGGCCGUUCCUGGGCCAAGCCCGGCCUGUCGCCGGACGCGUGCAGGACAAAGGUCAUCCCUCCAGAGAAACAGAAGCGCGUUUGGGACCUCUGUAAAGCUAUCACCGAGGAACCUUUAUCUCAAUGUGCGAAGGUGCUCAACCUAGACAAGUGGCGGAGCAUUUGCUUGGAAAAGAUCUGUAAGUGUGCGGAGCUAGUUAUAAACGGCACCAAGAUGACUGAAGAGAACUGUCGCUGUCUGCUAGUGGAGAAGCUGGUGGCGGAGUGUCUGGCAGCUGACAAGAAUAUCGACGUGACAGGAUGGAGGAUCAAGAUGGGUUGUCCCGCGGAAUGCCCAGCUCCUCUGGUCCACUACGACUGCUAUCGACGUGGCUGCGAGCCAUCUUGCGCACCCAUCACGUCGGGAGCCGCGCGCUGUGACGCAGCUGACGGACAGUGCUCUCCCGGCUGCUACUGUCCCGAGGGCAAACUCAGGAAGGGAGAUGCCUGUGUGGCGCCAUCUGACUGUCUGGACUGCACCUGUACCGGUGUGGGCACUCCGGCCAAAUACACCACCUUCGAGGGCGACGACCUUCCCUUCCUCGGAAACUGCACCUAUCUCGUAUCAAGAGACAGGCAGGAGAAAGGGGAAAGUCAAUAUCAGGUGUACGCUACGAAUGGACCGUGUGAAGGAGCGGGCGGCACCUGCGUGACGUCACUGCACGUGCUGCGAGCUGCCAACCUGCUGCACGUCACUAAGGAUCCGAACACUAUGAAGCUGAUAACAACAGUGAACGGCGAGCGAGUGUUCAAGUAUCCUUUCAGCAGCGACUGGGCGGUCAUCACCCUCGUCAAUGGACAAGACGUUAACGUUUUACUUCCGGAGCUGCAUGUUGAGGUGAUGGUGUUGCAGUCUAAACUUCAGUUCACUGUGAGCGUCCCCUCACACGACUACAGCAACCGCACGGAAGGUCUGUGUGGAGUGUGCGCCGGGUACCAGGACCAGCUCAUCACCAGCAAUGGAACCGUCACCGACGACUUUGAAUUGUACGGCAAGAGUUGGCAGGCGAGCCCGGAAGUACUGACGAAACUGGAAGUACCACCUCAGGAGCAGUGCGGCGACAUCCCACCGCCACCACCCUGUGUGCCUCCUCCACCAGAAAGCAAUCCGUGUUACAACCUAAACAACGUAGAGAAGUUUGGAGCUUGCCACGCGCUUGUAGAGCCUCAGUCCUACAUAGAGCAGUGCGAGUCAGAGCUCUGCGAGUUGAACUCGACUGACGCUUGUCCGGUGCUGGAGCGGUACGCGGCCGAGUGUCGCAAACAGGGCGUUUGCCUCGACUGGAGAAGCGAUCUAUGUCCAUACCCAUGCGACGAGCCACUCGUAUACAGAAAGUGCGUGGACUGUGAGAGAACUUGUGAAAAUUACGAAGAACUGAAGGACAACCCAAAACUCUGCGAUAAACAACCCGUCGAAGGAUGCUUCUGUCCGGAAGGAAAGGUGAGAGUGAACAACACGUGUAUAGAACCGAGCAAGUGCUUCCCGUGUGAUACAAAGAAGGAACACUACGCCGGGGACGAGUGGCAAGAAGACGCGUGCACUCACUGCACGUGCAGUAAGUCGGGCGAGAGCGCACACGUGUCGUGUACAACGCGUACGUGCGCGCCGCCUGUGUGCGCUGACGGAGAGGAACGUGUGCCGGCCGCCACACCACCAGGAGCCUGUUGCAAGGAGUACCUGUGCGUUCCUAAACCGCCGGACGUGGUCUGCGACGAACCGAAGAAGAUGGAAUGCGGGUUCGGACAAGUUUUGAAGCUGAAGAGCAAACCCGAUGGAUGUUCAGAAUUCGUCUGCGAAUGCAAGCCGGAAAGCGAAUGUGAACCUCUUCCUGAUGAGAGUGAAGUGGAGAUGUUGGAGCCGGGGAUGGAGCGCGUCGUGGACCGCUCGGGAUGUUGUCCGCGAGCCUCGCUCGACUGCCGCCCCGAGACCUGCCCCGCGGCCCCCGACUGUCCCGCACUACAUAAUCUACGUACUACCAAUGUCACGGGCCAGUGUUGUCCCGAACACAAGUGCGAACUGCCCAAGGACAAAUGCUUUGUGACUCUGGAGUGGGAGGCUGCGCCAAAAGGAGGAGAGAAGGCUCGUCCGACGCCACAGGUUAUGUUGAAAGAUUUGGAUUCAGCCUGGCUGGACGGACCGUGCCGCUCGUGUCGCUGCGAAUCAACGGCCGCGGGUCCGUCCCCCCAGUGUCACGUGACCUCUUGCCCCACUCUCACCCCCACCGAUCAGUUCGUGCUAGAGCCUCGUCCGGUGCCCUUCGCCUGCUGCCCCGAACCAUACCAAGUUGCAUGCCGAGAUGGAGAUAACAUUUAUAAGGUUGGAGAAAAUUGGACGUCUCCGAACGACCCCUGCGAGUCCUACCAAUGUUCACAGGUCGGUGAGGGACAGCUGGAGAAAGUCACCACACUACAGAAUUGUCACACCGACUGUGAUCUAGGCUGGCAGUACUUCCCGUCUGAAGACAGUAGCCAGUGCUGUGGGCGAUGCCGUCCUGUGUCGUGUGUGGUGGACGGAGUGACCAGGGACGUGGGUGCCAAGUGGACCUCAACUGACUUCUGCACCAACUACACUUGUGCGGACAUCAACGGCACUCUCCAAGUCCAAAGCUCCAACGAGUCGUGUCCGGAACCAUCGAUGACUAUGAAGAAACUGUUCGUACUGAGCGAGGAACACGAACCGGGUCACUGCUGUGUGCGCCGAGAGCCCGUCGCUUGUCGGGAUGGAGACCGCAUCUAUCAGGAGGGCCAAAGUUGGCAAUCGCCCGAUCCUUGCAAGAACUACACCUGCUCCCGAGACGAGGCGGGUUCUCUGGCGAGAGGGGAGAGCGUGGAGGCCUGUCACAAGGAAUGUCCCGAAGGACACGAGUACUUGGAACCUGACAAAGGAAUAUGCUGCGGCCACUGCGUGCAGACACAAUGCGUGGUCGGUGACGAGCUGAAGAAACCAGGUACAAGCUGGCAGUCCGCGGACAACUGCACUACGUUCUCUUGCGAGAACAAUACGGGACAGGUGGUGGUGACGUCAUCACGGGAGCUCUGCCCCGACGUUAGCCACUGCGACCCUCAGGACCUCGUCAACGAUACCUGCUGCCAGAUAUGCAAGGAGAAGCCACAGGAUCUCAGCAAGUGUGUGCCGAAAGCGGUGCCGCAGUCAGAGUCCGUGGGUCUUAUACGAGUGUUCAUGGGUCGUUUCGGGAUGUGCGUCAACAGGGAACCCUUGAAGGACUUCAAGGAGUGUCGCGGCUCAUGCGACUCCGGAACACUAUAUAACAAUCAGACCGGAAGUCACGACUCGUCGUGUGAGUGUUGUCAAGCGACCAGGUACGAGCCGGUGGUGGUGUCGCUGCAGUGUGAGGACGGCUCGCACCGCGACCACCGCGUCGCCUCGCCCGCACACUGCGCCUGCCGUCGCUGCGCUGAACUACCAUCGUUCCAGCAGAGUACCACCAGGUACGUCCCGACCCCCGGCUACAGCCACCGCGGGGACGUCGACUACGAGAUACCGGCCAUCUACAACAGGUUCAGCGUACCGCCCAGGGAAUACUAGAGGGGCGAAGGAAUAAAUUUGCAUGUGUAGAGUUUAAUAGAAAAUAUAACACCGAUGUAAUCACACA
Messenger RNA from Danaus plexippus (monarch butterfly), 12300 nucleotides. It is a transcript of the gene Hml, whose product is annotated as hemocytin. Gene Ontology annotation, cellular component: extracellular region; extracellular matrix. Gene Ontology annotation, molecular function: protein binding; chitin binding. The record is from RefSeq and is a predicted model, not a curated record. Lineage: Eukaryota; Metazoa; Arthropoda; Insecta; Lepidoptera; Nymphalidae. The transcript is spliced from 75 exons. Bases 93 to 12233 code for a protein of 4046 amino acids.